CUAGCGGCAAGGCUGAAAUGCGCGCCGCCUGUGUUGUAUUCCUGCUGAUCUAUCUCGUCACCUGUCUGCUGUGGCUCAUCAGCGUCCGCGAUCUGGCAUGAAUGCAACCGAGCCAGAAGCGCAUCUUCCUCAGACUCUUCCUCGCCCUCCCUCUUAUCGCGGUUCGCUUGCUCUGCAGUCUGAUCAGUGACUUUGGCCAGAACCCGCAAUUCACCCUGAUUGGUGGGGAUAUCACCGUCCAGAUUGUGAUGGUGACCGUCGAGGAGUUCUGGUUGUGUAUGGUGGGUGGUGGAGUGCUGCCGGGGAGGUUGUAUCCUCUUCUUUAUAAGCUGCGAAAACAACAACAACAACAACAACAACAACAACAACAACAACAACAACAACAACAACAACAACAACAAUGA
This is a messenger RNA of Aspergillus uvarum CBS 121591, 404 nucleotides long. RefSeq lists its product as uncharacterized. The transcript has 3 exons. NCBI's taxonomy places the organism in Eukaryota, Fungi, Ascomycota, Eurotiomycetes, Eurotiales, Aspergillaceae. The coding region runs from base 102 to 404 and encodes 100 amino acids. The record is from RefSeq and is a predicted model, not a curated record.